Molecule: messenger RNA, 4335 nt
Organism: Meleagris gallopavo (turkey)
Lineage: Eukaryota; Metazoa; Chordata; Aves; Galliformes; Phasianidae
Gene: AGTR2
Product: angiotensin II receptor type 2
Biological process (GO): calcium-mediated signaling; immune response; inflammatory response
Cellular component (GO): external side of plasma membrane; membrane
Molecular function (GO): C-C chemokine binding; C-C chemokine receptor activity; angiotensin type II receptor activity
Source: RefSeq, a predicted model, not a curated record
GUGUUCACAUUACAGUCAGUUCUGCCAGCACUAACAGCCUAUUCAUCUCUCGAGUGUGACAGCAAGUACUGGGACUCCAUACAGUGUGUGGGAAUCCCCCUGCCUGCAGAAAAGCACCAAUCCUUGCACUCAGGCUCACAUGUGUUUCAUGUUCAAUGGGGGGUGGAGGUGGGGCAGAAGGGAGCUGUGUCUGGGUGUAUUCUCCUGACCCGAAUGCUGCUGGAGAAACCUGCAGCGAUAUUUAUGUGGAUUUCUUUUUUCUUGCUUGCUUUCUUUUUCUUUUUUCUUUUUCUUUCUUUUUUUUUUUCUUUUUUCUUUUUUUUUUUUUGUCGUCUUGUUCCUCUCUCCUGAUUUACUGCAUUUGCUCACGUGGCUUUGGAAAGGGGGGUUCUGAAGGCGUUUUGCUUCCAAAAGGAAAAGGAGCUGGCAGGCAUUCAUAUUUUACUUCUCAAGUUAUGUAGGGUAAAGUCUCCCAGUGGGAAAAGGGGAGAUAUAAGAGAGCAGAGAGCUGGUGGUGAUACUUGCCAGAAGGAAAACAGCAAAGAGGAGUGUGUGUAACUCUGGAGCUACAUCCAGACCAAAGUGAGGUUUCAGAGGUGAGCGAUGUGAUAGCAAAGUGCUGACAGCACAUGAAUUUCCUACAGAACCUCCCUUUCUGCCAGAACCAACAUGCAGAGCAACUACUCCAUGGUCAUCACCACCAGGGAAACUCUCCAGAUCUUCUAUACAGCGCAGGCAAACUCAUCGGCUGCGUUGCGCUCACCGCCUCCCUGCCCACUGACCUCUUCCAAUUACCAGUUCUCAUUAAUUCCAGCAUUCUUCUCUGUGGUUUUUGCUCUGGGUUUGGUUGGCAAUAGCGUGGUGGUUGUGGUGCUCUGUCAUCGCAGUAGCCCCAAAACAGUUGCUAAUAUCUACAUUUUUAACUUGGCUAUGGCAGAUCUGCUGUGUCUCGCCACCCUUCCCUUCUGGGCUACGUAUUAUGCGCAGGGGUACAACUGGAUCUUUGGAUCUCUCAUGUGCAAAAUCUCCAGUUCUGUCCUGUGCCUGAACAUGUUUGCAAGCAUAUUUUUCAUUACAUGCAUGAGCGUGGACCGGUACCACGCAAUUGUCCAUCCUAUUCGCUCCCAAAGAAGGACUCCGCAUCAGGCGUAUUUUAUCGCAUUGGUUGUGUGGGGCCUUGCCUGUUUGUCCUCCCUCCCAACUUUUUAUUUCCGUGACACACACUACAUUAAAAGCAUGGAGGUGAAAGCAUGCAUUAUGGCAUUUCCUCAUGAGAGUUACGCAGAGUGGUCUGUGGGAACAGCCUUCCUGAAAAACGCGCUUGGCUUCUUCAUCCCCUUGACGGUGAUCACCACGUGCUACGUCUGGAUCAGGAGGCACUUGAUAAAAGCACGGGAGUUUGGCAAAAACAAGCAGAAGAGGGACAAAGUCCUGAAGCUGGUGGCUGCUGUUGUUGUGGCCUUCUUAAUUUGCUGGCUCCCAUUCCACAUUCUGACGUUUUUGGAUGCCCUGGCUCAUAUGAACGUCAUUGACAACUGUGAUGUGACAGGAAUCAUCGACACAGCGCUGCCAUUUGGCAUCUGCAUGGCUUUUGCCAACAGCUGCAUCAACCCUUUGGUGUACUGCUUUAUUGGGAACCAGUUCCAGGAGAAGCUCCAUCGCUUGUUUAAGCGACAAGUUUAUCAGUUCAACAGCCAACGAGAGAGCUCUUCUUUGAGGAAAGGGAGCUGCCUCCGAGACACUGAGAUAGCAGUGGGCAGGGAGAGGGAGCCCGAGUCCUUGCUGUAGGCAAUGACGUGGGGCUGUGUCAGUACAGCUUCUGCUGUGGGGACACUCCUCCCUCCUGUUCCUUUCAAUUUGUGAUCAUUCAGUCAUCACCUAUUUGAAAGAGAGUCUUUUUCUCAUCCAUGAGGAUCUGUUCUUCCUUCUUUUCUACAAUGAGCACUCAAGUUUUAUGCAGAGGGAAGAUUCUGGCUAGGAACUCAAUUGAUGGCAUUUUAAAUACCAGCUUAUACGUGACUGAGAUCAAGCAAGUGCUUAGUGUAACACAGAAUAAAUACCAAAGAAACCUGGCACUGUAGCUAUGACUGCAUAGGUAUUGAGUAUCACAUCCUGGCUAAACUGAUUUUCUAAAAGAGAUUCUAAGUUGAGAAUGUGUAAAUAAAGCAGUGAUGAUACUUUUGUACCUGUAUAUAGGAAAAUAUUAGACUUUUAUUAUAUACAUAUAUAUAAUUUUGAAAGUGUAUUGUUAAUGUACGUUAAACAUAUCAGAUAAGCUUCCUGCUCCUGCCCAGUAUCCUGAGAACACAUGGAGACAUGGAUCUACAAAUUGCCAGAGGCAGAGCAUUCCUAGGGGAAAGUACUACCACAUGCAUGUUUUUAUGACUUUCUCAUAGCAGGUUGCAGGUUUACAGGACAGAUGAUCCUUAGCUCUGUUCCACUGUGAUCAUUUUUGAUGGUAACAGCCUGGGAACUGAGCAUGCCAAGUCCUGGCGCUACGUGCUUAAGUCCCACACACUGCUCAGCAGAUUCAGGGAAAGGACAUUCUGAUUGGACUUUUGCAUGUCAAAUGUCAAUCACUACUGUAAUUUUUAGGUACUGUAAGCAAAAAAACUGUGACUCUAUCUUAAUACCCAUAAACAAAACCACGGUGGGACUUCUGAGUCUUACCUUCAUCUCCGUGCAAACAUUUGUAAAUAAGAGAAAGGGGAAAAAAGAAAGUAUUUGGCAAAUAGGGAUUUUAUUUUGAGGUCAUGUAAGGUUAUUUAAAAUUUGCUUUUGUGAGAUACUGAUCCUAAGCACCAAUCUAGAUCUUUUUGAAAGGAUCACGUUUGAUAGGUUCAUUAUAAAAGAGGGAUCUGAUAGCACCGUGAUCGCUUUCCAGCAGGCUGUUCCCAGACUGAAUGACCCAGAGUGACCAAAAAAUUGCUGGCUUCGGGGAAAUCUGUCCAGCAAGUUACUUUUGAAGCUUGUUUAAGCACUUCUGGGUCCAUAUGUCAGAAAUUAAAUGUGCUGGCAGGGUAACCAAGAUUCUGGCCUCUCUGAAAUCCCAAAGCUGGUUGCUGCUUGGAAGCCAUGGGAACGUGAUGCAAGAGCCAUCCAUCACUGUUAGGGUGAGGGUCAAUUUCUUCACCGGUGCCCAUGAGAAUGGGAUUUUGUGAGGAAAUCUGCCAGCCUCAAAGUGAUGUGAGAUGAGAAGGUUGUGUGGAACUGGGCAGAAUGAACAGCUCCUUCCUGGUGGUUCCUGCCCUGGUGUGGUGUUCUGGUGAUGGGGGGAUGUGGUUGGAGAGUUGCUUGUCCCGGAAAGUGGAAGAGGCGCCGCUGAGUUUCCCCUGGAAUGUUUUUGUUGAAAAUGUUCCGACGAGUUAAUAGCGUCUGGGGCGUCGGAUAUUUCUGGAAGGACAAAUUGUUAAUUGCUUAGCAGUGAGCAAAACAACCCAGUCACGUUACAGCAAAACAAAUAAUUAUAUAAAGAAAAUUAGCAGGUGUUCAAAGUGUCCGGCUCAGAGAAGUAAUAAGAGGUUAUGGAGCCUUUUUACCUUUGCUGCUUUACAGAUUAGGUCAGUAAUGAGCACAGCUGUGCCACCGAUUGCUAAUCUCUGUAGUCACAAAACAAAACUACAGGAGUUGACCCCAAUGCUACCUAUCUGCUACCACCAGGUUUAGUCUGUCAGUUUGGACCUGCUGAAAAGAACGGCUUUUAACGAGGCUCAUGCCUUCUGCUUUUGAUGCACAAACCUUCACAGGUAGGAAAAUAUGAGAGGAAUCUGAAGUCUGGCUGCGGUAGCGUUUAUGCCUGCGAGGGGCUAGGAAAGCUUUCCGGAUGAGAGAGCAGCAAAGCAGAAUCUCCCAUUGCUGCAGCCAGAGGGCAGAGAUUAGCGAGCGCUUCCUGGGGCUGAGGCUUCAUUGCUAUCUGCUCGGGUGAAGUAAUGGAAACAAGGGAAGUUAGGUGGGAGGUAAGGCUGAGAGGGGAGGAAAAAUCACUUCUUUCAAAAAAAAAAAGCCUACCCAGAAGGUCACCUUCUGCAAGAAUGACAGAGCAAGAGACCCUGCUAGCUUGGUAGUGACAUUUCUGCUUGCCAGAUAUUCCGUGUGUCUCAAAUAGGUCGUGAGUUUGAGCACCUUGGUAAAACAAACAGCCCAGAAAGUCUGUCUGCAGAGGAACCUGAGCUGGGAGCCAGGGAGGUGCUGUGUCAGAGUGCUGCUUUAUUUUUAGAGCAAACUGAAUAUGGGUGAGAUCUGUGACUUUCUUACGCUUGAGUUUCUCAUGGGAUUUUUCAGGCUUUUUUAAAUGGAAAAUGUGAUUUUCCGUAGCUUCAGUGUGUUGUGUUUCUU